AUGGCUGCACCAAAUCCUUUUGAUUACGAGGCAAUCCGCAACUGUAUUGCUAGAUACAGCAUUGCACCGGACACCAAAAACUUUGCUUUGUUUAAGGAAGUCUUUGCUGAGGAUGUCCAAGCUCAAUAUUCCUUUUGGGGGUGUCAAUGGGCUUAUGAGGAGCCCACAAGAACUGGGAGUAGGUUGGCCCCAGUGCAGACCCAGCACUCUCUGACAACUCAAACCAUCGAGAUCGAUGAGACUGGCCAGUCUGCCGUGGCAACUACAUAUUUUGCCGGACUCCAUUUUGGAGUUGGUAAAUGGAAAGGCCAGCAAGUCUCAUCAUGGGGAAAAUACGAUGAUCAUAUUGUACUAGUGCCAGGGAGGAAGGACAUCCCGGGCUCGAGCGGGAAGUGGUUGAUCCAGAAGCGGACUCUAACAUUCAUGGGCCGCUGGGGCGAGGAAGGCGUCAUGCAAGAGGAGCAGUAA
Thyridium curvatum is the source of this 468-nucleotide messenger RNA. RefSeq lists its product as uncharacterized. NCBI's taxonomy places the organism in Eukaryota, Fungi, Ascomycota, Sordariomycetes, Thyridiales, Thyridiaceae. The coding region runs from base 1 to 468 and encodes 155 amino acids. The record is from RefSeq and is a predicted model, not a curated record. The transcript is spliced from 2 exons.